Paramuricea clavata is the source of this 1668-nucleotide messenger RNA. The record is from the annotation of a GenBank genome assembly. Lineage: Eukaryota; Metazoa; Cnidaria; Anthozoa; Malacalcyonacea; Plexauridae.
AUGUUUGCAAUACCGAAGAUUAUAAAGUCAAAAAAGACUUCAAGCUUACUACCGGUCUCGGAUAUAACCAAGUUUAAAUGGGAAGACGUUGUGGAGAAAGAAGAAAUUGGUCGCGGUAGCUUCGGUGCAGUGUACCGUACAAAGUUUAACAAUGUGCCUGUUGUGGUAAAAAAAUUACAUGAAAGAGACGAGGAGUCCAUGAAAGAAUUCAUAAAAGAAGUGAAAUUGUUAGAAUCGCUAAAACAUGAAAACAUCGUGAAGCUGAAAGCAAUUUGUACGAAUCCGAACGCAAUGAUGCUGGAAUUUGUGAACUUUGAUUUUCGAUUGUUUGGGGAUGAGGCACAGGUCAAUAACCUUUCAGAUUUUCUUACGCAUGUGGACGAGACUAACGACUGCAAAGGAUUCGUCCACUUAAUGCCUGUGAUUGCUGAAGAUAUAGCCAAAGGUUUAAACUAUCUUCACGGCAUUGACAUUGUUCAUAGGGAUAUGAAAACUGCCAAUGUAUUGGUUAGCAACCAACAUUAUAACGCUUUGGAGGACGAAGAGAAAUUUUUUAUGGAGUGGAAUAAGAAACCCAUCACGUGCAAGCUGUCCGAUUUUGGCGAAAGCCGAUCUCGCGAAAUUCAAACUAGGACAUUAGUUUGUACAAAAACCGCCAAUGUUGAUAGGGGUACCCCGGCUUACAUGGCUCCUGAAACAAUUCUUUACAGUGAUGUAAGCAAGGAAGCAACGAUUGAGGAUUUAAAGAAGAUUGAUGUCUGGGCAUACGGCAUGGUGUUAUUUAAAAUCUGCAAUCCUCAUAUCAGAUACCCCUAUCACCUAGAAGUCAAAGACCGUAAGGAUAAGCUAAAAGCAAUGCGAACAUUGAUCAAGGAAGGCAGACGUCCCACCCCUGAUUCAAAGUAUGAGUGCUUGCAUUCAAAUGAGUGGAAGAUUCUGCUGGAGUUGCACAACACCUGCACAAUGUUUAACGGCACAGAUAGGCCAUAUAUUCAUGAAAUUGUGGAACGUUUUGGCCUUGAUCAUAGGGAAGAAUCCAACAAUCAUUCGCCAAAAAGGUAUUAUACAAAACAAAAUACCUCAAAGUAUUUUAUGGCAACUAUGCAGGGCCGGAACUACUGGGAAGGGGGGGGGGGGCAUUUCGGAACAUUUUUUUUAGUUGAGUCCCCAGAAAGGGGGCCCAAAUUUUUGAAUUCACCCCCCCUGUCAGAUACCGCUUGGCACAGUUCUGCAACUAUGCACUAAUCAUGAUAACACCCCCCCAUGCAUGAAAUGUAAGACAAUAAACAUUUCUAUGACAAGACAGAAGUAUAGAAUGCUGCCCAACCCAAUUAUUAUGAACUAAAUAAAGUUGGGCAUAUUAAAACGUUUACACUCCUACAUAUGUAAGUUGUAGAUGAGGAGACCUUGAUGCCCCAUUGGGUAGCAGCACCCCCCUCCCCUUGCUCAGUGAAAUUGUCUAGUGUUAAACAGAGUAAAAUAAUAAAUAUGGUGCAUUAAUUAAAUUAAAUUAAUCAAGCAAUUGUACCCCAUUCAGAACCAUUUACCACCAAAGUGAUAAAGCAUAUGUUCCUUACCAAAUAUUCUCGAUAGAUUGGGUCUUGAUAUUGUGCAAUUGUUUGACGAAGAGGAGGCAUAUGACACGAUGGAUGAUCUUUUACCUGACAG